Aspergillus caelatus is the source of this 959-nucleotide messenger RNA. RefSeq names its product cytochrome b-c1 complex subunit 6 family protein. The record is from RefSeq and is a predicted model, not a curated record. Lineage: Eukaryota; Fungi; Ascomycota; Eurotiomycetes; Eurotiales; Aspergillaceae. The transcript has 3 exons. Gene Ontology annotation, biological process: mitochondrial electron transport, ubiquinol to cytochrome c. Bases 97 to 594 code for a protein of 165 amino acids.
CCUCAUCAACCUCGCUCGUCGCUGCCGUUUGCACCCCCCACAUUUUGGAACCCCGGCCCUCCAAUCCCCUCAAUUGAUACUUCCACACAGUCCAAGAUGGGUAUCUCCGACUUUUUCUCCGAUAUCAUUUCCUCCUUCAGCCUCCCCGAGGCCCAGGCUGAGGCUCCCGCUGAGAAUGUUGAGCAGCCCAGCAGCCAGGAGACCGAGACCGAGGAGAAGCCCGCUGUGACCGAAGAGUCGACUAGCGAAGAAACCGCCGAGAGGACUGAGGAGUCCGCUGAGGAGACUCCUGAGGAGCCUGCCGAGGAGGAGCCCGAGCAGGCGGAAGAGGAAGAAGAGGAGGAAGAGGAGGAGGAAGAGGAAGAGGAAGAGGAGCCUGAGGACAUCAAGCCCCAGCUCGAGGAGGAAUGUGCCAACUCCGCUCAGUGCGCCCCAUACAAGCACCACUUUGAUGAGUGCGUUGAACGUGUCACCCAACAGCAGGAGGAUGCCGACUACAAGGGCCCCAAGGAGGACUGCGUCGAGGAGUUCUUCCACCUUGCCCACUGCGCUUCCGAGUGCGCCGCCCCCAAGCUCUGGAAGUCCCUCAAAUAAGCGUCUCGUCCCGGGACAAUUCCUGCCACGUUUCUCUUAUGGUUCAAUGGCAACGAGUUUAACGAUGGCGCAUCAUGCAUGGACCAUCCGGAUGAGAUACGAAGGGGGAACUGUGGAGGGAACUCACAGAAUAAAAGACGUCAUGACGGCUGGCUGUUUCCGCUUGUCGGCCUAAAGUGUCUCGCAUAGAAUGGGAAUAGACUCCUCUCCAAUGUGGGAUUUGUGUCAAAAACGGAGGAUGGGGGAAUGACAUCCUUCGCUGUGUAUGUACAGAUAGCUGGGUUUUUGCCUGUUUGUGAACUGUGCUUCUUAAUUUUCUUUGUGUUUAGAACGAAUGGCAUUUGUCUCUUAGACUGCUGCUACUA